AUGCGACGUUCUUUUCGAAGUGUCCUCUUUACUUUCUCCAAGCCAUAUGACCAGGCGCUUCUUUGGACGGCUAUCCUUUCUUACGUGGGGUACAAAGUGUCAUGGAACCUCCUUCGACUUUAUCUUAUCAGUGAGACCACGGUGCUCGGUGACAUAUGGCGGUUAGGCAAAGCCCCACCUGCCCAGAAAAUUACAGAACCGUUGUUGUUGCUGGAGGCAGCGCAUGCUGCUGAGGAAGGCCAUUGUUUCGGUUUGUCCGGAUACGUUCCCUCAAGGAUUUUGACCGAUUAUUUUGAGAAAACCGUUCUGAUUGACCCUGAUACCAGUGUCAAGCCUAUUGGAAGAAACUACUUUGGCGAUCCCAAAUUGAAGAGGCGGGAUCAGAUUAGCGGCUCCAUUGAAGGUCUUUUGUCGAGGGUACCAACGUUGAAGCUUCAUCCGACAAAGCGACAAUUUGUUCGCGUCCCGCCUCAGAAGCUCCGACGACGAAUCCAAGUACAAUACCAUGCACACUUUUUGUGGAUUGCUCUGGCAGAUCCACAAUCGGUGCCAAGUUAUUGCCGGAAGCCUGCGAGAAAUGGGGGCGUUAUGACCUACUGCUGCACCUCCUUCCCCCUUUCUCACGAAACGCAAGAGAAGGUCUCGAGGGCACUUCCCCAAGAUGAUCGCUCUUUGGGAGGUGGGAUACCUGCGCUGUCAUCGGCGCAGUUUCGCCAACACCCGAAACUGGCCGAGACCUUUUCGCUUAUCGGCGAAUCGUCUGGAUGGAAUAUCGACACAUGUCCAGGGACUUUAGCUCAGUAUAUCAAAACAGUGAGGGAAUUGUAUAACAAGAUCAUUCCUGAAGAGCGCCACGACCAGGACGAAUGGCUUUUCGAGCUACUACGACUGCUGGAGAAGGUGCAGACAACCUUGACGAGGCCAUUAAAUGGGAUAUCUACGCCAUAG
Cantharellus anzutake is the source of this 948-nucleotide messenger RNA. RefSeq lists its product as uncharacterized. Bases 1 to 948 code for a protein of 315 amino acids. NCBI's taxonomy places the organism in Eukaryota, Fungi, Basidiomycota, Agaricomycetes, Cantharellales, Hydnaceae. The transcript is spliced from 6 exons. The record is from RefSeq and is a predicted model, not a curated record.